Siniperca chuatsi (mandarin fish) is the source of this 2582-nucleotide messenger RNA. RefSeq names its product osteoglycin, paralog b (gene ognb). NCBI's taxonomy places the organism in Eukaryota, Metazoa, Chordata, Actinopteri, Centrarchiformes, Sinipercidae. The transcript is spliced from 6 exons. The record is from RefSeq and is a predicted model, not a curated record. Gene Ontology annotation, molecular function: protein binding. Bases 993 to 1778 code for a protein of 261 amino acids.
GCAAUAAAAAAUAAAACAGAAACAAACAACAAAUCCUCACAUUUGGUGUAAUGUAGCGGGAACCAGAGAUGUUUGGCAUUUUUGCUCAAUAAAGGAUUUAAAAGAUGAACUGUUAAUCAAACUUCUUGCUGAUCAAUUUUCUGUCAAUUGUAAUGUAUAUGACAAUUUUCUAAAUUUUCCGAGUGAAUGGCCAUAAGUGACUAUGCAGAGUAGUUGUGAUGGUUGUAGUUGUAUUAUCUCUCUGCGUAGAGGAUGCAUGUAUAUUUUCAAGGUGCGAAGUUUGGACACCUCACAUAUAAUGUUGUUAAUCCUUGUCUGUUACAAAAAAAGAUGUACCUGUAUUCAAUUAAGGUUUAAAAAACAAAGCUACAUCGUCUAAUGGAAAACUGAGUUACUGUUGAAGACAUUUUGUAACUGUCCAGUUGCUUGAAUGCUAAAAUGUUCGUCAUAAUUCAGAAAAGGGAUACAGCUGCACACGUUCUCAAAGUAAGCUAACCGGAACUCACCGAUGGCGAACUGAUUAAGAAACAAACAAAAGAAAAAUAGUCCAUCUUAUGAGGGAACAGCCCACUCCAAAAGAGACAGAGUGCAUUAACUGCUGUUAUUAAGUUGGUAUUUGAACUGAAGCAUUAAGUUGAAAAAGGGACAUGGAACCCAGGACCGCUGUUUUUCCAGUAACAACAUCUUUUGUCACUCAAAGUAAAAUGUAAAAGCAGCAUUCAUUAGGUUUACUUAAUGAUUUGCCUACAGCCAAUAUUUUAAUCAUCACUUCAUCAAUAGACAGUAUAAAAAAUAAAGUUUAUGGUCUUUAAAAUCAUCAUGACCACUGAGAGCAACACAAACACAGCAUGUAUUGAGUUAAAGUUUGUUUCCUUUUCUUACUCAGGAGUAUACUGGCAGCUUAAUAAAAAGUGGAUGGAAAAUUUUCCUGCUCACAUGUACCUCAGAUCCCAGCCUAGCAGACAGCACUCUCUUCUCUCGCCAGCAACACAAUGAUGCAAUUAAGGACUUUAAUUUUCACAUCCGUCAUGCUGCCAUGGAUACUGUCUUCUGCAGCAAAAGAUGAAUACAUGCAAAAAGACAUUGCAAACGCUACAGACUAUAUAUUUCAAGACUCAGACGCUGACCUAGCUCCAAAAGCCCAUGAGCUGCCGACAUGUCUGCUGUGUGUUUGCCUGAGUGGAUCUGUUUACUGUGAGGAGGUGUCCCCUGGAAUGUCAAGCGUCCCAGCACUGCCAAAGGAAACAGCAUAUCUCUAUGCACGUUUCAACAGUAUCACAAAAAUAAGCAACAAAGACUUUGCAGACAUGGCCACACUGAAAAGAAUUGACCUAUCUGGCAAUCACAUCGCUGAGAUACAAGAUGGUGCUUUUUCAAAACUUCCCAACCUUGAGGAGCUCACUCUUGCAGAAAACAGACUGACUAAACUUCCCACGCUGCCCACCAAACUAGUAUCAUUCAAUGCCAAUUUCAACAGGCUUACAAACCAAGGUGUAAAGGCUACUGCUUUUAAGGGACUCUCGAGACUGGCAUAUCUUUACCUUGGAAACAAUCAACUGACAGCAGUGCCCCAACUUCCAGAGUCUCUUCAGGUUGUGCACCUGCAUAACAACCAGAUCAUAACGAUAACAGAUAAGACGUUCUGCAAAGGUAACACCAGUCACUACAUCCGGACCAACAUGCACGAGGUGAGACUGGAUGGGAACCCCCUCGUGUUGUCAAAGCACCCUGACAGCUUCAUCUGUCUGCAGUCUCUCCCCAUCGGACGGUACAACUGAAAUACCCAAAGCAUGCUUUUGACAGAGGUAAACCUUUAAGGGAAAGUUCUGUGUAAAAUGAAGGAUGCAGAUACACAGAUAGUAAAAAUACCAUUUGCAAAAUGCAGUUCUUAAGUUACAUUUUAUAUACUCAAAUCUACCGUACAGUUCAAGACCGCUUAACAGUUUUUUAUAAUUAGACAGAAAUCAUAUAAUUACAGAACAGCAGAAUUUAAACAAGAGGAAGAAAGAGCUUUUUUGUUUCUUAUCAAAUGCUAUCUGCCAGCGUUAAACACAUCUGUGCAAAAUCAUCCGAGAUGUCUCUAAAUGUGUAUUUUUUCUUUUGUUACAAUUUGGCUGAGACUGUUUUGUCUUGGCAGGUGCUACGCAAUGUUUUAGACAUAAUAAUACAUCGACAGUGACUCGUUGUCAAAUCAAUAUGAGACCACUGUUGAGAUUAUUUCAUGUGAUCUCACACCAGUGGUAUUAUUACUGCUAAUGUUUCUUAAACUGAAGAUCAUAUUAACAAUAAAACCUGCAUGUUGGAAGCGAUUUCUCCAUCAGCCUUUUCACUCUUGGCUCCUUAAUAAUGUUCAUAACUGUGAUACGGUUGUUGUAUACCAGUAACAUGCUAUGAAGUCCAUUCCAGCCUGUUGGAAACAAGUAAGGAAACGAGAGUCCAAGAAUGCGUCCUUAGACAACACAUGAAGUCCACAUUAAAUCCGACCAUCGUUCACUUGUCUGCAGGCUCAUUAAGAACUAUCAAACCAUCUGCUAUCUUCUGCUGGUACACCCGUUCUGAUUGUUUUCUUCGGUAGACAUCAU